CAUCUCCUGCAUGCAAAUCAGGAUCAGGUUCAGAAAUCCAAAUUAUUGAGAUUUGAGAGACCGCAAUAACUCAUCCAUCCCUACGUACGUCGUUAAAUACAUAUAUAUAUAUAUAUAUGGAGGAUUACCUGAGAAAGAACUUUGCUGUUGAACACAAAAGGCCAUCCGAAGACGCUUUAAGGAGAUGGAGAUGUGCAGUCUCCCUCGUCAAGAACCCUCGCCGCAGGUUUCGCAUGGUUGCUGAUCUUGCUAAACGUGCUGAAGCUGAUCGCAAGCGUCGAAUCCUCCAGGAAAAAAUUAGAGUAGCUCUUUACGUGCAAAAAGCGGCAUUGAAUUUCAUUGAUGCAGGCAAGCGAGUUCAGGACAACUACAAGCUUCCGGAAGAUGUUAGGCAAGCUGGUUUUGGCAUUGGAGCUGAUGAGCUAGCAUUCAUUGUUCAGUCCCAUGACAUGAAGAGCUUCGAAGAUCAUGGAGGAGUUGAAGGCUUAGCAAAAAAAGUCUCUGUAUCUCUGACCGACGGUGUUGUUCCAACUGAUGUUUCACUCAGGCAAAAUAUAUAUGGCUACAACCAAUUUGCUGAGAAACCUGCUAGAUCCUUUUGGAUGUUUGUGUGGGAAGCCCUGCAUGACUUGACUUUGAUUAUUCUCAUGGUAUGUGCUGCUGUUUCUGUAGUUGUUGGAAUUGCUACUGAAGGAUGGCCUACAGGUAUGUAUGAUGGGCUAGGAAUAGUAUUCUGCAUUUUCCUGGUGGUAUUGGUUACUGCCAUAAGUGACUACAAGCAGUCCUUGCAAUUCAAAGACUUGGAUAAAGAGAAGAAAAAUAUAGUUGUUCAGGUCACCAGAGACGGGUGCAGGCAAAAGAUUUCUAUCUAUGAUUUGGUGGUUGGGGAUAUUGUUUAUCUAUCAAUUGGAGAUCAAGUUCCUGCAGAUGGUGUUCUUAUAUCUGGUUACAGCUUAUCAAUUGAUGAAUCAAGCUUGUCAGGUGAAAGUGAACCUGUAAAUAUAACUCAACAGCGGCCUUUUCUUCUCUCAGGGACAAAAGUGCAAGAUGGCUCUGGCAAAAUGUUGGUAACUACAGUUGGUAUGAGGACUGAAUGGGGAAGACUGAUGGUUACUCUAAGUGAAGGUGGAGAAGAUGAAACGCCACUACAGGUGAAGCUCAAUGGAGUUGCGACCGUUAUUGGAAAGAUUGGUUUGGCAUUUUCUGUUUUGACAUUUUUGGUUCUGACCAUAAGGUUUCUAGUGACAAAGGCGCUGCAUGGUGAGAUUACAAACUGGUCUGUGAGCGACGCACUGAAUCUCUUGAAUUUCUUUGCCAUUGCAGUGACUAUCAUUGUAGUUGCAGUUCCAGAAGGAUUACCACUGGCAGUAACAUUAAGUCUUGCAUUUGCAAUGAAAAAGUUAAUGAGUGAUAAAGCUCUUGUGAGACAUCUCUCUGCAUGUGAGACAAUGGGUUCAGUCACUAGCAUUUGCACCGAUAAAACCGGGACACUGACUACUAAUCAUAUGGUUGUCAAUAAAAUUUGGACCUGUGGACGGACAAUAAAAAUUGAAGGAAACAAAAGUGAGGAUUUUUUGCGGUCCUCUAUCGCUGGAGGAGUAUUCAACUUACUUUUGCAGUCGAUAUUUCAAAAUACUGGUGCCGAAGUAGUCAAGGGAAAAGAUGGAAAGAAUAACGUUUUAGGCUCUCCAACAGAGACAGCAAUAUUAGAGUUUGGUUUGCUUUUGGGGAAUGACUUCGAAAUCCAUCGAAAGGAAUCUGAAAUUCUUAAAGUCGAGCCUUUCAAUUCAGUGAAGAAAAAGAUGUCUGUCCUUGUCUCCCUUUCUAAUGGUGGUGGGCACAGAGCAUUUUGCAAAGGUGCAUCAGAAAUAAUUUUAAAAUCUUGCAGCAAGAUAAUCAAUGCUGACGGUAAGGCCGAGCCUCUAUCGGAAGAGCAGAGGAAGUGCAUCACUGAUGUGAUUAAUGGCUUUGCCUGUGAAGCCCUAAGAACACUAUGCUUGGCUUUCAAGGAUGUAAGAGGCACUUCUAAUGUAGAUAGCAAUAGCAUUCCUGAAGAUAAUUAUACACUUAUCGCUGUGAUUGGAAUUAAGGAUCCUGUGCGACCUGGGGUAAGGGAAGCUGUGAAAACUUGUUUAGCUGCAGGGGUAACUGUGCGGAUGGUCACUGGAGACAAUAUUAACACAGCUAAAGCUAUAGCAAGAGAAUGUGGGAUUUUGACAAAUGGUGGUUUGGCAAUUGAAGGGCCAGAUUUUCGUGACAUGAGUCCACAGCAGAUGGAGGAGACAAUACCAAAACUCCAGGUUAUGGCGCGAUCAUUGCCCUUGGAUAAGCACAAGCUGGUAACUUACUUGAGGAAGGAGUUUAAAGAAGUCGUGGCGGUGACUGGUGAUGGGACAAACGAUGCACCUGCUUUGCAUGAGGCUGACAUUGGACUUGCUAUGGGAAUAGCCGGAACAGAGGUCGCAAAAGAAAAUGCCGAUGUUGUCAUAAUGGAUGACAACUUCACAACUAUACAGAAUGUUGACAGAUGGGGCCGUGCAGUUUAUAUCAAUAUCCAAAAGUUUGUACAGUUCCAGCUCACAGUUAACAUUGUCGCACUCAUGCUCAAUUUUAUUUCUGCAUGCAUCUCAGGUUCUGCUCCUCUUACGGCUGUUCAGCUGCUCUGGGUGAACAUGAUCAUGGACACUCUUGGAGCAUUGGCAUUGGCUACGGAACCUCCUCACGAGGGCCUGAUGAAAAGGCCUCCUAUUGGAAGGGAUGCAGCUUUCAUUACCAGGAUCAUGUGGCGGAAUAUCAUCGGCCAGAGCAUUUAUCAAUUGAUUGUACUUGCAAUUCUCAAGUUUGAAGGGAAACGGCUUUUGCAGCUUUCUGGUUCAGAUGCUACUGCUAUUUUGAAUACAGUCAUCUUCAAUACCUUCGUGUUUUGCCAGGUGUUCAAUGAAAUCAAUAGCAGGGAUAUGGAGAAGAUCAAUGUUUUCCGAGGCAUUUUUGAUAGUUGGCUAUUUAUUAUGGUGAUGGUCUCUACGGUGGCUUUUCAAAGCAUAAUAGUUGAAUUCUUGGGUACUUUUGCAAACACUGUGCCACUGAACUGGGAGCUAUGGCUAGCCAGCAUUUUACUUGGAGCAGGAAGCCUCAUAGUUUCUGUUAUCCUCAAAUGCAUACCCGUUGACAAAAGCAAAGAAGCUGCCACAACCAAGCACCAUGAUGGCUACGAACCACUUCCAAGUGGUCCAGAUAUGGCAUGAAUGAUCCACCUUAUUAGAAA
This is a messenger RNA of Durio zibethinus, 3265 nucleotides long. RefSeq names its product calcium-transporting ATPase 4, plasma membrane-type-like. The record is from RefSeq and is a predicted model, not a curated record. NCBI's taxonomy places the organism in Eukaryota, Viridiplantae, Streptophyta, Magnoliopsida, Malvales, Malvaceae. Gene Ontology annotation, molecular function: P-type calcium transporter activity; ATP binding; ATP hydrolysis activity. Gene Ontology annotation, biological process: calcium ion transmembrane transport. Gene Ontology annotation, cellular component: intracellular membrane-bounded organelle; plasma membrane.